ACGCGUGUCUUCUGCAUUUCCCUUGCCGGCAAAAUUCAAUGGAAAUCUGAGUGGCACUUGUGUUAGUGUAGCAGUUGGGGAGCAUUUACUGGAAUAUUUGACUUCGAUGUCAGUGCAAGAUGUCGAAAAGGAGGUUAGAUGUCGAUGGAAGCUCAUCCAACUCGUUAACCACCGCGAAAAGGAUAAAGGAAGAGUUGAGUAAUCCAAGCAAUCUUCGCGGAAAGAUCAAUCCUUUCAAUGGGAAGCUAUUCUCAGACAGAUAUUUUGACAUUCUUAAGAAGAGAAUUGAGCUUCCAGUAUGGGAGUACAGGGAAAAAUUUAUGGAGACUAUGAAAGAAAAACAAGCUUUUGUCCUGGUUGGAGAGACUGGAUCUGGUAAAACAACCCAGAUUCCACAGUGGUGUCUUGAAACUCGUAUUGACAAACGCAAAUGUGUGGCAUGUACCCAGCCACGGAGGGUUGCUGCCAUGAGUGUUGCUCAGCGUGUUGCUGACGAAUUGGAUGUCACCAUAGGUCAAGAGGUUGGGUACACCAUUCGAUUUGAAGAUUGCACAAGUCCUCGCACUAUAUUGAAGUACAUGACAGAUGGUAUGUUGUUGCGGGAGGCUAUGACUGAUCCUUUACUAGACCGUUAUGCAGUCAUUCUUCUUGAUGAGGCUCACGAGAGAACUCUUGCUACUGAUAUCCUCAUGGGUCUACUGAAAGAGGUUGUGCGACAGAGACAUGACCUUAAGAUCAUAAUCAUGAGUGCCACCUUAGAUGCUGGGAAAUUUCAGGAAUACUUUGAUGAGUGUCCACUCAUGACAAUCCCUGGACGAACUCAUCCUGUGGAGAUUUUUUACACUCCUGAACCUGAACGAGACUACCUGGAGGCCGCCAUUAGAACAGUGGUACAGAUACACAUGUGUGAGGAAGUAGAGGGCGACAUUUUGUUGUUUCUUACUGGGCAAGAGGAAAUAGAAGAAGCAUGUAAGAGACUGAAGAAAGAAAUUGAUAACUUGGGACCUGAAGUAGGCGAGCUACGCUGCAUCCCACUGUACUCAACUCUUCCUCCACAGCAGCAGCAGCGUAUCUUUGAUGCUCCUCCAGCCAAACGUCCCAAUGGUGCCAUUGGGCGCAAGUGUGUGGUGUCCACCAACAUAGCUGAAACAUCCCUCACCAUUGAUGGUGUGGUGUUUGUAAUAGAUCCUGGAUUUUCCAAGCAGAAGGUGUACAAUCCCCGUAUCCGUGUAGAGUCACUGUUAGUUUCUGCUAUAUCUAAAGCCAGUUCACAGCAGAGAGCUGGCCGUGCAGGUCGCACACGUCCUGGCAAGUGUUUCAGGUUGUACACAGAAAAAGCUUAUCAGACUGAGAUGCAAGACAAUACAUACCCUGAAAUCCUGAGGUCCAACCUCGGUACUGUGGUGCUACAGCUGAAGAAGUUGGGCAUUGACGACUUGGUGCAUUUUGACUUUAUGGAUCCUCCUGCACCAGAAACCCUGAUGAGAGCCCUUGAACUGCUGAACUAUCUUGGUGCCCUUGAUGACAAUGGAGACCUCACAUCACUGGGUUCCAUGAUGGCAGAGUUUCCACUUGACCCUCAACUUGCCAAGAUGGUGAUUGCCAGCUGUGACCAUAACUGUUCUAAUGAAAUUCUCUCUAUUACUGCUAUGUUAUCAGUUCCUCAGGUGUUUAUGAGACCAAAUGAAGCUAAAAAGGCAGCUGAUGAGGCUAAGAUGAAGUUUGCUCACAUUGAUGGAGACCAUCUGACCUUGCUGAAUGUUUACCAUGCAUACAAACAGAAUCAUGAAGAUACUCAGUGGUGUUAUGAUAACUUCAUCCAGCAUCGUUCUCUCAAAUCGGCUGAUAAUGUGAGACAGCAACUUACCAGGAUCAUGGACAGGUUCAAUCUUGGACGACGUAGCACUGACUUCAACAGUCGUGAUUAUUAUGUAAACAUCAGGAAGGCACUGGUGACAGGAUUUUUUAUGCAGGUGGCUCAUUUGGAGAGGUCUGGACACUACCUGACUGUCAAAGACAACCAGGUUGUACAACUGCAUCCAUCAACUUGUUUGGAUCACAAGCCAGAGUGGGUGUUGUAUAAUGAGUUUGUAUUGACCACCAAGAACUACAUUCGGACCUGUACAGACAUAAAGGCUGACUGGUUGGUGAAGAUUGCACCCCAGUACUAUGACAUGAGGAACUUCCCGAUGUGUGAAGCUAAGCGAGUAUUGGAGAGGAUUAUAGAGAGGUUACAGAAGAACAGAUAAAACGGCAACAAUGAACCAUGAACCAAAAAGAAAUGUGAAGGAAGAACUUUGCAAAUGC
This is a messenger RNA of Pocillopora verrucosa, 2307 nucleotides long. Its product is annotated as putative pre-mRNA-splicing factor ATP-dependent RNA helicase PRP1. Lineage: Eukaryota; Metazoa; Cnidaria; Anthozoa; Scleractinia; Pocilloporidae. Gene Ontology annotation, molecular function: RNA helicase activity; RNA binding; ATP binding. Gene Ontology annotation, cellular component: intracellular anatomical structure; spliceosomal complex. The record is from RefSeq and is a predicted model, not a curated record.